AUGGCAGAACCUCCGAAUACCCCCCAGGUCUCUAUGCCCUCUACUCCAGCAGACGGACAGUCUCCCACUCAUACCUAUGUGCCAAAUCACGGCUACGAUACCUCUUCAUCUGCCCAAGAUGCCCCACCAAGCUCUGCUGGUGGCCAAACAGAAUACGCCGCCGACAACGAAGAUGAGGUCUACGACGAUCUGUUCGACGAGGAUGAAGAGGAAUACUUUGAGGAUAUGGAGUACGAUCCAUCUUCCGGAGAUCUCACCAAGUCUUACAACCGCCAACGCAAGAUGAACGACCAGAGCGCCACUGCCCCGCGCAUAAACCCACAACAAAAGCCAAGUGCAAACACCAAGUCCAGCGUCGAUGAUCAGAUAUCUAGUCUUGCAAAGCAUGCCGGGAAGAUCCGGCUUGACGGUGGAGAGUCCCAUCGAACUCACGGAAAGGACAAAUCAGACCGAGCAACCAGUGAGCAGGUCUUAGAUCCACGGACACGGAUGCUACUCUUGCAGAUGAUCAAUCGAGGCGUAGUAUCAGAAGUCAAUGGGUGUCUGAGUACCGGCAAAGAAGCAAAUGUCUACGGAGCGCUAUCGAUGUCAUCUUCCGAGGGCGAAGAAUCCCAACCAAUUCAUCGAGCUAUCAAAGUCUACAAGACAAGCAUUCUGGUGUUCAAGGACCGUGAUCGCUAUGUAACCGGAGAACAUCGCUUCCGAUCAGGCUACAACAAGGGCAAUAACCGCGCUAUGGUCAAAGUUUGGGCGGAGAAGGAAUUCCGAAAUCUAAAGCGAUUAUACCUUGCUGGAAUCCCUUGUCCGGAACCUGUCUACCUACGACUUCACGUUCUAGUCAUGGGGUUUUUGGGUGAUAAGAAGGGAUGGGCUGCGCCACGGCUGCGAGAUGUCGAACUCCACGGUGACGACGUGGACGAGCAAUGGAGAGUCUUGUAUCUUCAGAUGCUUGGGCUGAUGCGACGAAUGUAUCAGACUUGCAAACUCGUCCACGCAGAUCUGAGCGAGUAUAAUGUUUUAUACCACGAGAAAAAGUUGUUCAUCAUCGAUGUCUCUCAGAGUGUUGAGCACGAUCAUCCUCGAUCUCUCGAGUUUCUGCGAAUGGAUAUUAAAAACGUGUCUGAUUUCUUUAGGCGUAAGAGUGUCAAUGUCCUAUCCGAGCAAAGUGUCUUUGGAUUUAUCUCAGCCCACAGUGGACAAAUACAGGAACCUGGCCUCACAGAUUCCCUCGAGAAAUUGUUCGUCGAACGGCCUGUGGUAGAGGAAGGCGAGCAAGCUGCUGCCGAGCAAGAAGUCGAGAACGAAGUCUUUCGCCAGCAAUACAUUCCGCAAACAUUAGAACAAGUAUAUGACUUCGAGCGCGACGCAGAGAAAAUUGGCAAGGGUCAGAAGGAUGACUUAGUAUACCGAAAUUUACUCGCAGACAAGGUACCCAUGUCAUCGGGAAACGAAGCUGAUGGCGAAGAUACAAUGGGUGGUAGUUCUUCCGCGGAGGAUGAUGAAGAGGGUAGCGAUACCGAAGAUGAGAGUCGAUUCGAAAAGGGCACACCAAGGGGGAAGAGGUUCGAGGAUAAAGAUGUCAAGAAGGAACACAAAAAAGCAGUCAAGGAAGACAAACGCGAAAAGAGAAAAGAAAAGAUGCCCAAGCAUCUCAAAAAGAAGCUCGUCAGCUCAUCAGCCAAGCACAAGCACUGA
Molecule: messenger RNA, 1695 nt
Organism: Lachnellula hyalina
Lineage: Eukaryota; Fungi; Ascomycota; Leotiomycetes; Helotiales; Lachnaceae
Product: Serine/threonine-protein kinase
Exons: 2
Coding region: 1-1695 (564 amino acids)
Biological process (GO): maturation of SSU-rRNA
Cellular component (GO): preribosome, small subunit precursor; cytosol
Molecular function (GO): ATP binding; protein serine/threonine kinase activity
Source: RefSeq, a predicted model, not a curated record